Messenger RNA from Mya arenaria, 3762 nucleotides. RefSeq lists its product as uncharacterized. Lineage: Eukaryota; Metazoa; Mollusca; Bivalvia; Myida; Myidae. The transcript has 3 exons. Gene Ontology annotation, biological process: protein polyubiquitination; negative regulation of translation; proteasome-mediated ubiquitin-dependent protein catabolic process. Gene Ontology annotation, molecular function: ubiquitin protein ligase activity; translation repressor activity. The coding region runs from base 894 to 3347 and encodes 817 amino acids. The record is from RefSeq and is a predicted model, not a curated record.
UUCAAAAUGGCUUCCUCGGUCGUGUAAAUGUAGAGGCGUGGAUAGGAUAACGUUUCAUAACCUAGGUCUUCCAGGCUUGCACUGUAUACGUCCAAAGUGUGGUCGUGUUUAAGUUUCUACAGGCCAGUAUGCCGUUUUAGUUUCUCAAGACCGAUCAGCAGGAAUCCGAGUUUGGAUGUCACCAUUCAACCGUUGGGUAAACUCAUGCAGCUAUUUGCGAUGAAUCAACGCCGCUGAAGAGAUCAACGGAGUGAAAAUGGAAUGAUCAGCGAUCUUAAUCGCCAACAAUCACGACAAAGAGGAAACCGCAAAACUCAAUAUACAUACGUCAAAUGUUCAAAACCAGAUAAGCGGUUCGUGUAAAUAAAUACUUCAAUGAAUGUAAAAAUAUCAGUAGGUCGUAUCAUUAACUUUGAAGAAUGACUCAUAUUCAUUCAUAAAACAUUAUUUGAUAUACAAUAGAGUCAAAUCAUCUGCAAAGAACGGUAUGUUUAAUGGAGCACUUCUGCCGUGUAAUCAUCGCUGUGAAUACUGAAGAGGUAUCUCGGGUUACAAGUACUGGAAAAUAACAUCAUGAAAUCAAUUAAUAGAAAAUGAAACUACAACCAGGAGGAUGUGACGAACUAAAAUUCUAUGAAUCUGUUAUGUGAUCAGUUCAUAUGAAGAAAAAUAUAAACAUUGCUGUGAACGGAUUUGUAUCAAUGGCGCAAGUAUUGUUACGUCUGAUGCCAAUAUAGCGAGGGUGUUAAAUGAAGCUCAAUGCUGACUGUGAUGAGAAGAAUUCAUAAAUUGGAGUUUUGAAGAGUUUGAAGUUUGUUUUGAUUUUUUUAUUACGAAAUGAGGUACGUUGAUUAUUAAGAUACCAUUCAAACGCCUUAUCAACUGACGUCAAAAUGGAAAGACAUCGACGUAGCAGAAGUGCGCCGUUUAUCCCGCCAAGACGUCGCUCGCAUAAUACGACGUCACCUCCGGUGCCUUCGCGAUGGGGCACUUGCUUUUCUCACUCCGGAAAGGGCAACGUCGCCAUUUGUAAAACGUGCAUAACGUUGCUAUGCGACCAGUGUCUGCCAGACGUUCAGGCAGAACACAAACAUUGUGCUAUAGCCUUUCUCAACUCAAACAUUGACACCACGUGUAAAGACGUCACAUCAAAUCUUAUUAACCAAAUUGGACAUACGCAACACACACUAAAAAGUUUCCAUAGAAACCUAGCGUCGAAGAAAGAAAGAAUGGUUGCAAAGAAAAGUGAAACUAUUGCUGAAAUUGAACGUUAUUUUGUGCACUUAAAGGAAAAAAUAUUACAUAAGCUACGUCGGGAAGAAGAUGACCUUUUGGCCCACUUGAAUGAAAAAGUUGCAGACCAGGAACGUGUUAUUUCUGAGAAUAUUGAAAACUGUCGAGAUACCAUCGGCGUCAUUGAAGAGAAAAAAACUUGUAUAAAGAACAUAUCCAGGUUAAGCGUUGGUGUUCACCCUGACGUCAGUAUGAUCGGGACGCUGAAGAAUAUCAUUCAAGCAUCGGACGAAGUUAAACUGUGCUGCAAAUCACAGAAAGAAAUAGAGGCUGCAAGAGACGGAUUUUUGGUGAUCCGUUUCUUCGUUGACUCGGAAACGGAAGAAACUAUCUUGAACAGCAAGGUUGCGUCUGUAGAGAUCCUAAAUUCGGCGCAAGCGGACUGCCAAGAAGCUGGAAACCUGGAAGUAGAGCGAAUCACCGAGGCUGCGCAAAGCGUCGGAAGCGACCAUUCGUCGCGGACGUCACCGGAAAGCGACAGUGUUCAUGAGGAUCUGCGUGUUAUUUUGCCGCCAGUUAGACAACGGGAACGUAGCACCUCACCAGUGCAUUCCCGCCAAAACAGUAGACCGGAAUUGGGCAGAAAUAGUGCGUGUGAAAGGUCGUCCCCCGCGAAUACAACAGACGGCAGUUCUGAACGUCGUUCCUCAAAUAUUGAAGGGCGCGCAGAAGAUGCAGAACAAGUGGAAGUUGGCGCCUCUUUGUUCCAGUUGGAGUUACCGACACCGUCAGCUGCAUCGCCCGUUGAAUUGAUCGAUAUUGAAGUCAACGCCGAUGUCACUGCAACCCUGUCGCCAUCGUCCUCAUCUAGCACAUCAUCAACUCCAUCUUCCGUCUUUCCGCCAGUAGUGGCUGACACGCAGAUAUUAGCUGAAACCCGAGAUCCAGGAACUGGCUCCUCAACAACAGGUCAAGACGGAAAUAGCGAAGGUGAUGACUUGGACGUUGAAAACGACCCACCGCCUCCAUAUCCUGGACUACCAAGGACCACGCCGCGUCCGGAUGAGCGACCACCGCCAUACCCAGGCCCUCCACCACCACCAUACUCCCGGAACCCGACACCACAGGCGUCCCCGGCUUACGGAAGUGAUAAUGUUACGGCAAGCGCCUCGACUAGUCAAGCGGGAAUUGAAAAUGUCGAGCGUGCCUUAAUACCCGCAGCUGAGUUCUGUAAUUUACAAGAAAUAUCUCCACGUCCGCGUGGCAAUAAGAUUACGAAAGUGUUUUCUGUAAAUGAAGUUUAUGAUAAACGCUCUGCGGGAAUAUUUGCGCUCGCUGUUGUGCGUGGAAACGGAUUUGUUGUUGUUGAUCGCUGGAACCGGAAGUUGAAAUAUUUCAACUCUUCAGGCGUAUCAUACGGCGGUCUUAUAUUUCGCGAAGAACCUUGGGACGUUACGCUUAUCACGAAUGAGUUGGUGGCUGUUACAGUUCCAAAAAUGAACAUGUUGUACACAAUAAAAGUGACAGAACAAAGUGUGAAAGCUAUAAGCACGGUGAGCACUUCACGGAAGUACGCAUGUGUCGCGUACCACGAGCCGCGUCAGGUUUUUGUCUGUGGACAGGUGCCUCAGUUUGGAGAACCGGUUAUUGACGUCAUCAGCGUUGAAGGUGGGGCGAUUUUGCAGUCGUUCCGUCACGAUUCACAUGAACGUCGUGACACAAUGACGUUUUCCUAUCCACGUUACGUAAAAGUUACGGAAGACGGGAUAGUUAUUGUCUGUGAUUGGAACAUUAAGUGUAUAAUGAUGUUCAAACUUGACGGAACGUCAGUCGGACGUUAUAGAGGGACUGUUGAAUUUCCGCUCAACGAACCAACGGGGAUGGCCUACGACCCCGAUAAACGUGAGAUAUACGUUAUUGACUCCAAACACACGAGAACGUCAGCGGCAAUCCACACGGUGUCACUCACGUGUGAAUGCAAGGACAUAAUACGUUGGGAGAGCGAUUUACGUGUGGCGCCCGCCAUUUCCGCCUGCCAGCCGGGGUUUGCCGUUGGCAGCAAGAGCGGUGCCGUCAGUCUAUUCAGGCCGUCUUCUAGAAAUUCUCUUGUGUGAAACUAUGGGAAUUAAGGGACGCUCACUGAUUGUUAAUUUAUUCAAAUGCAACCUUUUUCAGCUAUUUAAUAUAAACAAAGCAUAUAUUAAUAUAUAUAAGAUUUGCACUGUUUCUUUUACGCGCAGUUACUAAUAUAUAGGCCAAUGGCAUCUUCUAUUUGUUCUUAGAUAAAAACAGUCAUGUAAAUUAUAUAUUUCAGAAACUGUGUGCUUUUUAUUAUAUUAUCAAAAUGCCGCGCCAUUCUAUGCUAGGAAUUUACUUUAUUUCUUUUGUUUUCCAUUAUGAAAUUAAAGUUUUAUAAAAAAAUGAAACUCGUUUAAGCUCGUUAUUCAAGAUCAGCACUGAUGGCAUGACUCAAAUAUCGAAGUCGCUAGUUCGUAACGUGUGUUUUUUUUUAAUUACAAAUAAACAUGU